This is a messenger RNA of Aspergillus nidulans FGSC A4, 819 nucleotides long. RefSeq lists its product as uncharacterized. The coding region runs from base 1 to 819 and encodes 272 amino acids. Lineage: Eukaryota; Fungi; Ascomycota; Eurotiomycetes; Eurotiales; Aspergillaceae. The record is from RefSeq and is a predicted model, not a curated record. The transcript has 2 exons.
AUGGCACCGUCGUCAUCAGACGUAGAAGCCCAGGUGCUUCUCGAGACGAAAGAGUACGACUCGUACGCCUGGGUCCUUCUCGACGACCAUCCGCUUCGUGCGUAUCCAGCUGACACCGAUUGUCAUCCCGAGGUCACUGCAUUCGCACGAAAAUGUCUGAUUGUCCAAUCAUUGGUCCAGUUGCCGCAUAUCAUGUCUUAUUUUCUAGAGCAGGUCUAUACGCAGGAUCUGCCUGGGUUCAUUCAGACGCCGGAAACGAUUGGCCGGUCGCCCGGGCUCGGGCUCGAGCUUGAUCAAUCAGCUAUCUGCAAGUAUGACGCUCCGCUCCAGACAGAUGGAGUGACGGGUGAUGCCGUCGAGUAUAUCCUUGCUUCAGGGUGUACUGGCGUCAAGGUCGAUUUGUGGCAACGGGAUCGCGAAUUACUUGUUGGGAGCUCCUUGCUCAACCUCAAUGACGAUCACACGCUGCAGAGCGUUUAUCUUCAAUCUCUUCAGACCAAUUUGGAUGCACGGAAUCCGGCUUAUAUCAACUCAACCAAAAAACACGGUGCUAAGGCCGAGAUCGUGCCGGUCGGCCUCUUUGAUGAAGACUCGACGCAAACAUUCAUAUUAUUAUUGGACGUCCAGACAACGCUGCAAAGAGCGUGGCCAUUGCUCUUUGGGCAGUUAGAGGCCCUAAACAAGAGCGGGUACCUCUCAUUUCGAAACGCGGAGCAGGACCUUAUCCUGCGGCCGGUUACAGUAGUGGUCUCUGGGAGAGGAUGUCGACGGCUGUCAUUGAUAGACGAUGUGUCAAGAGCUAUAAAAGGAUCAUCCUAA